AUGUCAUCUGAAAAAGGAACAAUUGAACAAGCGGUUCACAAAUUAGCUGAAGCAAAUAACAACAGCAAUACGCGUCUGAAUGCACUCGAAACAAAACUAGAUGAAAUUCACCUCAAUGUAAUGGAACAAAACAAAAAUAUGAAUAUAAACGUACCAAACGAAAUAAUGAAUGUACAAGAAAAAAUGAUAAAUCAGAUCGAAACCAUUCAAAAAAGAACAAAAGAAUUGCAAGACACAACAACGUCUAAAUUAGAAGAAAAACAACAACAAUGGGAGCAAUUAACAGACAAUAUUCGAGAUAUGAGAGCAGAAAUGAAAAAAAUUUGUGAGGCACUGGAAAGAAAAGCAUCACGAAAAAAUGACCACAAUCAACUAAUGGAAGAGAACGUAUCCACGCCGCACACACAACUUAAUUCAUCAACGAUCAAUGAAUCGUUUGAUAAUGGUCAAUCCGAUCACCACAAUAGAACAGAACGAAGACACCAUGCUGAUAUCAUUACACAACAAACAGCCCCAAUGAGAUUCACCCCACAAACAACACAUACAAUUGUUAUUCCACCAUCAGCAGCGAUACCAACAUUUAACGGAAGCAUAUCGGAAAAUCCUCGUCAAUUCCUUAUUCGAGUUAAGGAAUAUGCAGAAACAAUAAAUCAGUGGAAUGAUCAAGCAUUACUCAAUGGUGUCUCUCAAUUUCUUCGAGAGACUGCCCUGGAAUGGUACUGUCAAUUACGUACCUCACAUAGACGACCACAAACGUGGACAGAAUUUAUAGGAAUUUUUCUUAAUCAAUUUAAUUCGCCGAUGCGACGGGCACGUCAAGAACAACAAUGGAAAAAUUGUAAGCAAGAAGAAAACGAAACAAUCAACGAAUUUAUAGUUCGACUUCGUGCCCUCUGGCAAGAACAAAAGCCAAAUGAAAAUGAAGAUGACCUCAUACGACACCUAAUGUGCAAGAUGAGAAAUAAUCUAUUAACGAUGAUUGGAGUAUCUCGAUGUGAAUCAUUAGAUGAAAUUAUUAUAGAAGCACAAAAAAUUGAAGAAAUUCUCUAUCAAAGAAACAAACAACUACAUAGAAAUUCUAACCAAGAUAGACCACAAAAUAACACAUCAACAACAUCGAUAUACAACAACGAUAAUCCAUAUGAAAUACAAGCAGUGUCGGCAUAUCAAAAGAACCGACAAAUGAAAACGUACGCGGCAGGAAAUUAUACAAAUAAAUAUUAUGGCAACGAUCAUCAAUCAUCUCAAUGGGGAAAUUACUCA
This is a messenger RNA of Rotaria socialis, 1263 nucleotides long. Lineage: Eukaryota; Metazoa; Rotifera; Eurotatoria; Philodinida; Philodinidae. The record is from the annotation of a GenBank genome assembly.